UAUUAUUUGUGACAAAUGAGCUCCCCUAUUCUCUCAUUAGCGGGAAGCUGCUACGCAUAGAAUCAAAACAUCAAAACAUUUUAUUUUGAAGUAUAUAACGUUUGUGGUACACCGUUUUUAAGACAGGCUUGUUUGCUGCAGCUCUACUCAUUCUGGUUACUAUUUUAAUAUAACUAAGUGUACUAAGGCUUAACUAUAGUUAGCUACCUACAAUGGCUUUUCUGGGUGAUAUUAAAUCUUUUGACAGGUCAAGUUUGUCAUCAGCUGAAACUAUUGUUACAAAACAUAAUGGUAGAAAGAUAAAAGAGUCUGUUAGUGGUGAAGAAUUGUCGCUCAACUGUCCGGAACUAGAUGAUGCAUGCUUUUCAGAAUUUUUCGUAUUUGAUGCAUCACCUGAUAAAAACUUACAUAAAGUAUGUAAAGGCCUCUUUAUUGGUUCUCAAGAUGCAUCAGCAAACCUGGAAGAACUGCAAGCUUCGGGUAUCACACACAUAUUAAAUGUGGCAGUUUAUACUGAAAAUCAUUAUCCCAAGCUCUUCACAUAUAAAAAUGUUUCAAUGUAUGAUGUUCCAAGUUAUGACAUAUCAGAGCAUUUUGAGGAUUGUUCGAAGUUUAUAGAAAAUGCAAUUACAUCAAACGGUUCUGUUCUUUGUCACUGCAAUGCUGGUAUAUCAAGAUCCUCUACUGUUAUCAUGGCGUAUCUAAUGAAAUAUAAAAACAUGACUCUUGAUGAUGCUUUGGAGCUCGUCCAAAAAGCAAGACCUAUUGCAAUGCCAAACAUUGGAUUUCUUGUCAAACUGCAAGAAUAUGGCUUGAAACUAAAGUAGAAGGUUUGUUCCAACUUUAUAUGAAAUUUGAAUUGGUCCAGUAUUUUUUACACAAAAUUUGAGACGUAGCUUUUCAAAUGGUUUUAUGGCUGCCCUGCCUGAAUGUGAUACCUUGUGGCGCUAAGGCGAUGCAACAAAACUUGUUAAUUAUUUUUAGCUGCGAAAGGGUUGAGCCAUUUUUUUAACAGCCCGGCAGCUCCAGUAGUAUACAUUAAUACAAAUUUAAAAUUGUUCGAAACGACUUUACAACACAAAAGCCUGUUCAAGAUUAAGUCGAACAAUAUAAAGUAAAAAAAAAAUAUUGGUCAUGAAAUUAUUGGUCAUGUUAUUCGUGUUAACCAGACCUAAAUUAUCUUCAAACUUAGUGUAGAAACAUGGUCCAGUGCCUUAAUGAAAAAUUUUGAUGCAAUUUGAUACACAUUUCUGUUACAACUUCAGAAAUAUCCACUAAAUAGAAUUUAUUACUUCGCUUUUUUUAGUUUAGAAAUUUAAAUGCAACAAAACAAAGCUUUUGGUUUAAGUUUUACUUAUUUUAAAAAUUUAAAAUUUCUUAAACGUGUACUGAGUGUUGCUUGAUUUUUUUAUUGUGGCUAAAAUUAAAACGUGUUGAAAUUUCAUACAUAUAUGUUCUGUACACAUGGCCUAAAUAUGUAUGAAAAAGAUAUCUAAUUAUUUCAGAUUAAAAAUUAGAAGUUUCUUCUUGGUUGGCAUAAUAAAUGUGAGAUCGAUUUUAAAUGAUCCUGUAAUUUUGUAAACUAGCAAUUUCACACGACCCUACCUCUAGAAACUCAACAAUUUUGCAGCGAUGGCAAAUGUGUCUUAAGAUUUCAAAAGUAGUUUGUGUGUAUGGUGAUUAAACACCAACAUAAACAUAUUAACUGGUAUUCGUACAAUAGCACCAUAUCCCAAGGGGCAACCAUAAAAAUCUAAAAAGAUGUAUUAUAGUAGCAGAAGAUGAUUUUUAGUUGGUUGGUUUUUAGCAUUCAGGUUUUUUUUACUAAAAAGCUUCUGCUUCAUUUUGACUGCGCGUCAUAUUUUUAAAAAAUAUUUUUACCCUGGAAGUAGAUAUAAGUAUUGGUGGUGGGUGGUCUAAAGAUGUGGCUACUUGUUGUGGAGAAUACUAAAUAAUACAUUAUAUUAAUCUGAAUAAAAGAUGUUAUUAUUUCUUUACAUUUCAUCAAAUAGUUUUAUGUAUUAUUUUUCUACAUAUCUCUGCAUUUCAUCGAAUAGUUUUAUGUAUUAUUUUUCUACAUUUCUCUGCAUUUCAUCAAAUAGUUUUAUAUAUUAUUUUUCUACAUUUCUCUACAUUUCAUCAAAUAGUUUUAUAUAUUAUUUUUCUACAUAUCUCUGCAUUUCAUCGAAUAGUUUUAUGUAUUAUUUUUCUACAUUUCUCUACAUUUCAUCAAAUAGUUUUAUAUAUUAUUUUUCUACAUAUCUCUACAUUUCAUCAAAUAGUUUUAUAUAUUAUUUUUCUACAUUUCUCUACAUUUCAUCAAAUAGUUAAUAUGUUAGUUUUGUUAUUUUUGUACCUAUAUAUUCAUUUUAAUUAAGCGUUCAUGCUGAACGUUAUAUUUUCCACUGUAAGAUGCUUACGAUGUUGAGGAUUUUUUCAAGCAGGAUCAGCUGUUAUUCAUUCUCUUUUUUUAAUAAUCCUGACAACACUUCUCUAAAGGAACAUUUUUCCUAAAUUUGAUUUUUUACCAGAUUUUUAGGGACUUAUAAGACGUUGUUUUUUUAAUAAAGACCUUAUUGGAUUUUUAGAAAGACUGGCCUGAAACAUGUACCUGAUAUAAAUAGGUAAAUAAUUGCAAAAAAAGAAUAAGAAAGAAAGCUGUCAUUGUACUAUAGAUAUAAUAAAUGAUCGUUCAUAAAGAUAGACCAAUUAUAGAGACAGACCAACAUAACGGUUGGUCAAUCAUUGGGUCACCACAAAUCACACCAUGGGUCGUGCUUUCUUUUGUGGGUAGUAUUUAUCCACUGUUUCAUGUGCUUCAUUUUUUCUUUUCUCAUUUUUGGUUUCCAGUUUUUCUGUUAGUAACUCCUUCAGUACAAGUUCUCGUAAGGCUUUGUUUCGUUGAUCGUUAAUGUCGUCGGACUUCGUAAAAAAGUUGACAUCGUUUUGCAAGGCUGUAACUGAUAGAUCUUUUACUAGUUUUCUUCGUGUCGAUGGAAGAGUUGACAUGGUGUGUAGAGCCAUGUCUUUUAGCCGGGUAAUUUCUUCUGUGUUUGCAUCACCUUGGAGAUAUUUGUCUAGCAUAAUUACAUCACUUAUGGCGAUUGUAUAUUGCCUGGGUAUAUCAUGUAUGCUUAUAUUUUCUGUUUUCUGUGUCCUGGGAACUAACUUGUUUGGAGUCCUGGGGACUAAUUUGCUUACACUUGUUGUGAAAACUUCAUUAGUUACCAGUGUGUCAAACAUUGCAUCGUGAAAUGAGGUGUCGUCUUUUUUUGUUUUUAUUUCGAUCGAACGUUUCUUACUCGGACUCGAUAUACCAUACUUCUUCCUGGAUUCUGUCUCGAUUUUUAUGUUCAAAUGUUUUGCCACGUUUUGUAACCGGCAACUGUAUAACGAAGGGUAGGCAGCUAAGCUCAUUUUGUAAGUGUCUAUUAGGAGAAAGUUUUUUGAUAUCAAUCUCUCCAACCAACCUUGACCAUCAUGUGACGGUUUGCCUAAUCGUUUGAAUUCGUUGUAUAAAAAGUUCCAGUCGAAC
Hydractinia symbiolongicarpus is the source of this 3535-nucleotide messenger RNA. RefSeq lists its product as uncharacterized. Gene Ontology annotation, biological process: protein dephosphorylation; regulation of MAP kinase activity. The transcript is spliced from 4 exons. Gene Ontology annotation, cellular component: cytoplasm. The coding region runs from base 213 to 827 and encodes 204 amino acids. Gene Ontology annotation, molecular function: protein binding; JUN kinase phosphatase activity. The record is from RefSeq and is a predicted model, not a curated record. Lineage: Eukaryota; Metazoa; Cnidaria; Hydrozoa; Anthoathecata; Hydractiniidae.